AUGGUAUCCAGUGAAUUAAUAUUUGGUGUGAUAUUCUUCUUUCAAUGUGCCAUUGGUGUUGUAGGAAAUUCACUGCUGCUCGUGCUCUAUGUUUGUAUCUCCUUCAAAAAGCCUCAACAGAAGAAGCCAAUAGACUUGAUUCUUGCUCAUUUGACUUUGGCCAACAUGAUAACACUUUUAACCAGAGGCAUCCCAGAAAUCAUGUUUUGUUUUGGGAUGAGAUAUUUUUUAGAUGAUAUAGCAAGUAAAACUCUUAUGUACAUUCACAGAGUUUCCCGGGGACUUUCUGUCUGCACAACAAGUCUUCUGAGUAUGUUCCAAGCCCUCAUCAUCAGUCCCAACAACUCUAUGCUUGUAAGCAUCAAAGUCAGAGCCCCCAAAUACAUGGUACAUUAUUUCCUCUUUUUCUGGGUUACCAAUGCGUUGAUCUACAUCACUGUCAUUCAAUCUACUGAAGAAACCAAAAAUGAAACAAUUUCCAGGUAUCGUUAUGUUUCACAUCUUUUUAUUACAAGAGCAACAAGAAAUGAUAGUGAACUUGCUGGUGCAUUUAUGUUUGGUAUGACUCUUCAUGACCUUAUCUUUCAUUUCCUUAUGUGCUUGUCCAGUAUUCACAUGGUGCUUCUCCUGUAUAGACAUAGUAAGCAAGUGCAACAUAUUUAUAGCAAUAGUCAUUCUCCUAGAUCCUUCCCUGAGGUCAAGGCCACCCAGACCAUCCUCUUGCUUGUAACCUGUUUUGUUUUAUUCUACUGGCUCAAUAACUGUAUGACCUUGCACUUAACUUUUAUUUCUGAAAAACAUGUUGAGUUAGACACCAUCGCAACCAUUUUUGGUGGAUGUUUCCCUGCCCUCUCUCCCUUAUUGUUGAUUGGCAGUGAGAGUCGCAUCCCAAAACUUCAUUGUAUUCCUGGAAAGGCACAAAGUUCCUCAUAA
Molecule: messenger RNA, 933 nt
Organism: Trichosurus vulpecula (common brushtail)
Lineage: Eukaryota; Metazoa; Chordata; Mammalia; Diprotodontia; Phalangeridae
Product: vomeronasal type-1 receptor 1-like
Exons: 1
Coding region: 1-933 (310 amino acids)
Biological process (GO): G protein-coupled receptor signaling pathway
Cellular component (GO): membrane
Molecular function (GO): pheromone receptor activity
Source: RefSeq, a predicted model, not a curated record